AUGUCGUCAGAGGAGAAGCCAGCGACGGGGCCGGCAGAAGAAAGCCAGGACGUUCUCGGCGACAUCGUAACCGCCGACGACCCAGUCUCAAAGAAAAAGCUCUCGCGGAAAGAGAGCAAGGAGCAAUUCCGCGCGAAAGCCACGCAAGCAGCAGCUCUCCACAAAAUCUUCGAAAAGGUUCAACAAAGCCAACGGCCUGUCGACCUCCAACGACUUCCUACGAUGAUAGGGGCCUUACCAACGCCGGACUUGGCAAAACCGAAAAGCCUCUCGGACCUCUUGACGAAUACCAUGGCGACAGUGCCACAGCAGGUCGAGAACGCUGCCGCGGCGGGGUCGGAGGCUGUUGUGAGCGGGGUGGCGGCGGGCGCUCAGCUUGUGGCGGACGGAGUGAAGCAGGUUCUGCCGUUUGAUGUGGAGGUCUUUGGAGACCUUGCCGCGUUGUUGAUGGGAGUCUUGUCAAGGAACGCAAGCGAGGUGCCGCCACUGGACAUGGGAGAGCUAUUGCUUUGCAUCGGGAUGUACUGCCAUUAUCAUCUGCAGAAACGAUUGGAAGAGUCCGAAUCUAAAGAUGGAGAGAACAACGAUCCGUUCGCUGGUCUCCCUAGAGUAACCGACCGCGAACCCUACGAACGAUUCAUGUACUGCAUCAGUUUUGCGACCGCCGCAUACUAUAUGAGUAAAGAGGAAAUCAUGGAGAAGUGUCCGACGAUCCGCAACCCUGAAUGGAUCAUAGAUGCUGUCUUUGAAUCGAGUGCCGAAUGUCCCGCGUUCUUCCUUGCUGUCGACCCCGACAACUGGAAGAUUGUCAUUGCCAUCAGGGGAACAGCGAGCUUGCACGACGCAGUUAUCGAUUUGAAAUUGGACUGCGAGCCAUUCCUCGGAGGAUAUGCACAUCAGGGCAUGGCACACCUAUGUCACAAGUUGAUGGACCGCAUUCUGAUUCAAGUGACAGCACUCCAAAUGAAGCAUCCGAACUUCGAUAUCCUCAUAACGGGCCACAGUCUAGGCGCCGGCAUAGCAUCGCUCCUGACUCUCAUGUUUGCUUCACCCAAGUACCGGACGCGAUUUAAGACCGUCCGUGGGAUCUGCUUCGCCACCCCAGCAUGCUGCACAGAAGAUCUAACGACCAUGGCGGAGCAAGUGGUGGAUUCCCUUGUGCUGGGAUACGACGUCGUGCCCACGUUGAGCGAGAAGAGCUUGAUAUGGCUUUUGCGAGAACUUCAGAAGUUCAGCGAGGAGAAUCAACACCGCAAGCUGUUCAAUGAGGCAUGGGACAAGCAGAUGCGGAGCGCGUAUGACGCGUUGGAAGCUAACCCCAGGACCAGGAUCCUAUUGAAUGCCUGGGAUAGCACCGUCGUGACCAGCGUGCGGAAUUCGGUUGUGACCGUUGCUUCGGUGGCACGGGAUUCCGCUGUGGCCGUGUCAACGACCGCUCAGGCUGCUGCAGAACAAGUCGUGGAGACGGCGGGUGACGCCGUAGUGUCGUUGCAGCAGUCCGGGAUCCUGCCUCCCGAGCCGACAUUCAUAAAGCGGCAUCGAAUCAUUGUAACGAGAUGGUUGAGCGGAGUGUAUGAGGACGCUCGAGAAACCUCUACCAUGAUCACCAUAGCAGCAACAUUCGCGUCGCGGCUUGUGUUCCGACGAAGAAGCUUGCGCUUCACCCUGUUCUCAAUUGGUAUCUCCGUUCUGGGACAGGUCGGGUACAAGCGUUGGAAGCUCCAUACGGCUGAGAAGCUCGACCGAGAUCUCGAAGAUGCUGCAUCAGCGACUGGCACCGACCCUCGCAACCUAUCCCCCGACCGAAGGCUUGCCAGGUCUCCCGAUCGCCGGCGACGCCGUAGUUCAACACCAAUGCCGCCCGAUCGCCGGCGGAGGAGCUCAACGCCACUACCGCCAGACGUUGUAGACGCCCCAGGGGAAGCCCGCGCGGGGGUGACCACGGGCGAAGACGGCGACGGUACUGCGUGGGACGACGACGAGGGAGAUAUGAAGGUGCUGAUGACGCCCGCGACUCUGUAUUACUUGCGUGAAUGGGUCCCGCCUAAGGAACGGACGCUAAGCAUUCGCGGGGCGAUGGCGGCGUAUGAGGAACACACCCAUCAUCGGACGGAAAAGCCGAUCGUCGAGGGUGCGGAUCUCGUUGCGGCGAUCAACGCGUCGACGGGUGGGGCUGCGGCGCCAGCACCCGCUGGAGUCGCUGUCGAAAGCAAAGUAGCAACCGAGGAACCACAAUGCGCCACGGAAACCUCGGCCGAAAGCCCUGCGGAUACCUCGGAUGCCCCACCCAUGAUGACCGAGGAGGAUGCUGCGUCCGACCCACCACCUGCUCCGAUUCCCAAGCACGUCCUCGUCAAAGGCAUACCAAACCAGUUUACCGAAAUUAACGUCAGCCUUCGCAUGAUCGAUGAUCACCUGCUAUCCAGCUACCAACGCGCGCUGGAGAAUAUCGCCUGGGAUGAUUUAGAGUGA
Molecule: messenger RNA, 2472 nt
Organism: Fimicolochytrium jonesii
Lineage: Eukaryota; Fungi; Chytridiomycota; Chytridiomycetes; Spizellomycetales; Powellomycetaceae
Exons: 6
Coding region: 1-2472 (823 amino acids)
Biological process (GO): lipid metabolic process
Source: RefSeq, a predicted model, not a curated record